AAAAAAAAAGAUAAAAAGAUAAACUGUAUUCCUUGUAAAAUAAUUUUUUAUAAAUAAAAAAUAAUAAUGGACGCCGGCGGUGUGCAAGUUCAACAUCAACCGUCCAACCAAGACCCAACAAGACAAUCCUGGAGGAAUAACAGCUCAAACGGUGACCAAGGUAAACGUAGGGAUAGUGGUAGUAAUAAAUCUAAGCCUGCUAACUUGAAGUCAAUAAACGUGGAACGCGCUCAAAAUAUGAGUACGACCUCAAGAAACGUUUACAAUAAUAAUAUGCAACAAGGAGCACCUUCUAUCAGAACUCCAAAGACGGCUCAAUUUCCAAAACAAAAUCAUCAACAACAAAUGUAUGUAAUGCAACCAAAAACUGCUACUUUUGUUAAAAACGAUCAAAGACAACAACAAAUGAACUUACCUAGGUCUUCACCUCAAAUGUUGAAUUUAAAUAAUAGGUCAUCUCCACCUCAAACUGUUUUUAUUUCAAGGUCUCCUCCACAAGUACAUAACUUGUCUAGGAGUCCUCCUAAGAUAAAUAAUGGUAAUGUUCAGAAUAAUAAUUCUACUGCUUCAAACAAACAACAACAACAACAAAAGACGUCAAGUUCUAGACCUACACCAAAGCCGCUUAACUUGUCAAAAUCUUCAUCUCAAGUUCAUAACAAUUUGGGAAGAGUUCCUCAAACGGCUACUUUUCCUCCAAAAGUGAAUAGAGCCUUAAACCUUCCCAAUCCUCCUAAAUCGGCAACUCUUGUAAAACCAUCAUCUGGUUUUCCAAAAGACAUCAGACAAUCAAUUAGACAACCACAAUCAGCUACGAUUCCUCAACAGGCAUACACUUAUGUAUAUGGAUAUUUACCUUCCGAUGGUUACAAUGGUGCUGAUAAUUUUGAUCUAAAUUACAUCAUUCCAUACGAAGAAGAAGCUGAAGAAGGUCCAUAUUGCUAUUAUUAUUAUGACUAUCCACAAGAAUAUAUUCCUCCUCAAACACCAACCGGGACGUCGCAUCAACAACGUUCUAGCACAACUCCCUCAACUGCAAAAGAAGAGAGACGUAGAAGUGUGUUUGGGGGUCCAAUGAAAGUACAUCCUGACGCGGUUUUACCUAUUCGUCAACCUAAAGGCCCAGAUAUGGCUAAAAACUUCGCUACUCGUAUUCGUCGUAAAGCUGUUAAUAAACUUUUUGCGGCGGCUGCUGAGAGACGAAGUAAAUCGGCUGCUGACAGGAGAAAAUCCGCAUUGUUCUAAUUGGAGAUUUUGGUGAUAUUGUAAAUCAUCGUAUGCAAUCGCGUCUUUAGAAAUAAAACUGAGUUGCAUAAAAAUUUAUAAAUUUUGUAAGUUUAUACAUAAAAAAAAAAAUAUAUACAUAUCUUGUGAUAUAUUUAGUAAUAUAGCAGUAGAAUUUCUUUUUAUUGUAGUCUUAAAUAGGCUUUGAUGUCUUUUUUCUUCUACUUAUUGAAUAUAUUGUAAACAAAGAACAAAAAAAAACAAAAAGAUUUUUUUUAUCGUAAAGCCUUUUUAUUUCGCCACUUUUUUUUCUUAGUUACUUUAUUUUUUUUUCUUUGUAAAGGACAUUUUGGGAGAAAAAAAAUCUUUUUUCCUUUUUUUUUCUAUUAUGAAAUAUAUAAUAUAUACAUAUAUUUUAUUUUUUUAUUUUUGGAUAAUUAUUUAAUUAUUUAUUUUUUUUCUUUGUAAUAUUUGAACACAUGAAAAGAUUUUUUCUUUUCUUUUUUUUUUUU
Molecule: messenger RNA, 1736 nt
Organism: Rhizophagus irregularis DAOM 181602=DAOM 197198
Lineage: Eukaryota; Fungi; Glomeromycota; Glomeromycetes; Glomerales; Glomeraceae
Source: RefSeq, a predicted model, not a curated record